AUGAGUGAAGAAUUAGAGAAAGGAGCUACUAAUGGGAGUAAGGAUUAUACACAAGAUGGGACUGUGGACCUCAAAGGCAAACCUCUUCUCAGAUCCAAAACUGGCAGAUGGAGAGCUUGUUAUUUCAUUGUUGGAUAUGAAGUAUUUGAGAGGAUGGCAUUCUACGGGAUAGCAACAAAUCUAGUGAUAUAUCUAACAGAUGAACUGCAUGAAGGCACAGUGAAAUCCUCAAACAAUGUGACCAACUGGGUUGGUACUGUUUGGUUGACUCCCAUUCUUGGUGCUUACAUUGCUGAUGCUCAUCUUGGUCGUUUCUCGACUUUUCUCAUCUCUUCUGCUAUUUACAUUCUGGGAAUGUGCUUAUUGACAAUGGCUGUUUCAUUGGAAGGCUUGAGACCUCCAAGUUGUGGCAAAGGAAUCAAAGAUAUAGACUGUACUAAAAGGGCUUCUGCUUUCCAAAUUGGCAUCUUCUAUUGUGCUUUGUACAUAGUUGCUAUUGGAACAGGUGGAACAAAGCCUAAUAUCUCAACAAUGGGUGCAGACCAGUUUGAUGAUUUUGAGCCUAAAGAGAGAUUUCAAAAGCUCUCCUUUUUCAACUGGUGGAUGUUUAGUAUCUUUCUUGGAACUCUCUUCUCCAACAGUUUCCUAGUUUACUUGCAAGAUAAUGUGGGAUGGGGUGCUGGUUAUGGUCUUCCAACUGCUGGACUUGCUGUUUCAGUGAUGGUUUUCUUGUUAGGGACUCGUUACUAUAGGCAUAAAAAACCUACAGGAAGUCCAUUCACUAGGAUUGCUCAAGUUGUUGUUGCUGCAGCUAGGAAGUGGAAGGUUGUUGUCCCUAAUGACCCAAAGGAGCUUCAUGAGCUGAGCUUGGAAGAGUACGCUACCUCUGCAGGGCUCUUCAGAAUUGAUCAUACCAUUUCUUUAAGACCUCUUGACAAGGCAGCAGUGAAAACAGGGCCUAGUUCACCCUGGAAACUUUGUCCAGUAACCCAAGUUGAAGAAGCUAAGCAAAUGAUAAAAAUGCUUCCAAUACUUAUAGCAAUGUUCAUACCAAGCACAAUGCUAGCACAGACACAUACCCUCUUCAUUAAGCAAGGGACAACCUUGAAGAGAGGAAUCGGUCCGAAUUUUGAAAUUCCUCCAGCAUCUCUUACUGUCUUCAUAACAAUCUCCAUGUUGGUCACCCUUGUUGUCUAUGACCGCGUCAUGGUACCUAUUCUUCGAAAAUACACAAAGAACCCGAGGGGGAUCACAUUGUUGCAGAGACUCGGGAUUGGCCUUGUCUUGCAUAUCAUAGUCAUGCUCAUUGCCUCGUUCGUUGAAAGGAAGAGGCUCAGUGUAGCUAGAGAACAUGGAAUUACUGGGAAAAAACAGAUUGUUCCUCUAUCUAUUUUCUUUCUGCUUCCCCAGUUUGCCUUGAUGGGAGUUGCUGAUAACUUUGUGGAAGUUGCAAAACUUGAGUUUUUCUAUGACCAAGCACCAGAGAGCAUGAAAAGCCUUGGGACUGCAUAUGCUACAACAAGCUUGGGUGUUGGCUACUUCCUCAGCAGCUUUCUGCUGUCAACUGUGGCAGAUGUUACCAAGAAAAAUGGACACCAUGGGUGGAUUUUGGACAACCUCAAUAUCUCUCAUUUGGACUAUUAUUAUGCAUUUUAUGCUGUCUUGAGCUUUCUCAACCUUCUUUUCUUCCUGGUUGUAGCAAAAUUCUUCGUUUAUAACACCGAGACCAACAAAACCAACAAAGAGUUGCAGGAGGCCAUGCAACCCUCACUUAGCAAGCCCAUAAUUGGAGAAUAGAAGGCACCGGUUAAAU
Nicotiana attenuata is the source of this 1813-nucleotide messenger RNA. RefSeq names its product protein NRT1/ PTR FAMILY 5.2-like. The record is from RefSeq and is a predicted model, not a curated record. Gene Ontology annotation, biological process: transmembrane transport; dipeptide transport. The coding region runs from base 1 to 1797 and encodes 598 amino acids. Lineage: Eukaryota; Viridiplantae; Streptophyta; Magnoliopsida; Solanales; Solanaceae. Gene Ontology annotation, molecular function: dipeptide transmembrane transporter activity; tripeptide transmembrane transporter activity. Gene Ontology annotation, cellular component: membrane. The transcript has 4 exons.